Messenger RNA from Penicillium maclennaniae, 1218 nucleotides. RefSeq lists its product as uncharacterized. Gene Ontology annotation, biological process: carbohydrate transport; transmembrane transport. The transcript is spliced from 7 exons. NCBI's taxonomy places the organism in Eukaryota, Fungi, Ascomycota, Eurotiomycetes, Eurotiales, Aspergillaceae. The coding region runs from base 1 to 1218 and encodes 405 amino acids. Gene Ontology annotation, molecular function: carbohydrate:proton symporter activity. The record is from RefSeq and is a predicted model, not a curated record. Gene Ontology annotation, cellular component: membrane.
AUGGAGGACAAGAGCGACUUUGAGACUGACAAGAUCCAGGCGGUGCAUGCCGAGUUCUCGUUGGUUGAGAACCAUGUAUCUGCGCAGAUUCCUCGGGUGACUUGGUGGAGACACCCGGCUUUGCGGAAGUUGUAUAUCAUGAUGCCGAUUCUCUUUCUGGGGUCUUCUACCAACGGGUACGAUGGGUCUUUGUUAAGCGGAUUGCAGACAAUGACCCCGUGGCAAGAAUAUUUUGGAAACCCUAGAGGCUCUACAUUGGAUCUCUUCACGGCUAUCCAGAACAUUGGUGGUGUUUGCUCCUUAUUCUUCUGUGAAGUCGCCCCUUCUUCCCUGUUCCUUGAGACUUCUGAGCUGACAGUUAAUGAUACGAUAGCAUCCUACGGCGCCGAUCUAUGUGGACGGAAACGAGGGGUGGCCAUUGGUCUAGUGGUUCUUUUUGUGGGAACCAUCAUUCAGGUCAUUCCAUCCGUCAAUGCGAACAUGUUCCUUGCAGGAAGAUUCUUGGUAGGGCUUGGGUCAAAUGUGAGCCAAGGAUCUGCACCGCUGCUCAUCACGGAACUUGCUCAUCCGCAGCACCGCGGAAAAUUGACAACAAUGUACAACACACUUUGGUAUGUCGGCGCUAUCGUCGCAGCCUGGACUGUGUUUGGGACCAUCAAGUACACGUCCGAGGCAUCGUGGAGAAUUCCAGUCGGUAUGCAAGCGGCUAUGCCUCUCAUUCAGUUCAUAGGAAUAUGGUUUCUUCCAGAGAGCCCACGCUGGCUUUGUGCACAGAAUCGCCCAGAAGAGGCCUUCGAGAUAUUAAUCAAAUAUCACACAAGUGGUGAAAGAAAUGACCCAUUCUGUGCAUUCGAGUUCCACGAAAUCCAGGAGAUAAUCCGCAUGGAAAAGGAAACUCUCAGAAUGGUUGGCCGAUUCUUGUCAAAAGUCCGGGAAAUCGCAAACGACUAUUGCUCAUUGUGCUGGUCUCGUUCUUCUCGCAAUUCUUCGUAUGAUCAGUCUAUGAUCAAUGGAGCCUUGACCAUCUGGUGCUUCUUGGUUGCCAUCUGCUGUUCUUCGUUCCUUGUUGAUGUUCUCGGUCGACGAUUGUUGUUCAUGAUUGCAGCGGUCGGCAUGUUGAUCAGUUUCAGCAUAUGGACCGGAUGUUCUGCCGUCUAUGCUAAGACUGGAAAUGCCGGUGCUGGUAGUGCGGUGAUUGCCAUGAUCUUCCUCUUUUAG